GGUUUUAAUAAUGCGACGCCACCAAUGUCCGGCAUUUUGCACGUUGAAAUGAAAAAAAACAAAUGGCAAAAACGUUAUUUUUACAUAAAGGAUGGAUCGUUAUACCACAGCAAGGAUCAGAAGGGAAAGGAUGAAAUGUUCCUUUGUUCAUUCGUGAGCUUCGAUGUGUAUGCGUGCACUAAAAUUGCAAAAAAAUCAAAGACAAAAUAUCCAUUUGCACUAAAAUCUCAAGACAAAAUUUCCAUGUUUGAAAAUCCUGAGAAUGAUUAUGUACACUUCCUUUGUGCUGAAAGUUUGGAAGCGAUGAACAACUGGAUUUUGAGCAUUAGGGCGGCAAAGAAUAAUGUAAUGCGUCAGGAAAGACCAGAGAUAUUUGUCGGAAUACCUGAAAAGAACAAACCCCCGGUCACAAUAAACCUUGAUAUGCCAUUAACUAAUGCGCUACCUGUAACUGUGGAAGAGUCUACUUCUUUAAUGAACGAAAUAACAUUCGAGUUAGCAGCACUUAAUGGAUCAUCGAAAGAAAGUCCAAUUUCACCGUUUCAGAGUGGAACAACUGUCCAGCAAUCAAGCGAAACUUUGCGCCAUCAUAUGCGUAAUCCUUCGGGUAAAUUAUUGGGUCUAGAUGAUUUUCUGGUGGAUCAUAUACCACCUGUACCUACAAUUAAAAAGGAGUCGUCUGAAGAUUUAAGGAAAAAGGAAUCUUCUGGACCGUUUAAAGGUGGUUCUUUAUUGGAUUAUGACGAAAAGAUUCCACCUAUCAAGCAACCUGAAGCUGAGGUCGUAACAUUUGUGAAAGGUUCAUUAUUGGCAUCAAAUGAAGGUUUGUUUGAACAAGCUAAAGAACGAGAAAAGGUUCGGCGAGCUAUGGGUGGUGUUGGGAUUCUCAAAGAUUCGAAUUCUAGUACAUUUGUUCAAAUGGAAGAAG
Molecule: messenger RNA, 928 nt
Organism: Acaulospora morrowiae
Lineage: Eukaryota; Fungi; Glomeromycota; Glomeromycetes; Diversisporales; Acaulosporaceae
Source: the annotation of a GenBank genome assembly